Salpingoeca rosetta is the source of this 3027-nucleotide messenger RNA. RefSeq lists its product as uncharacterized. The record is from RefSeq and is a predicted model, not a curated record. Bases 5 to 2959 code for a protein of 984 amino acids. The transcript has 9 exons. NCBI's taxonomy places the organism in Eukaryota, Choanoflagellata, Craspedida, Salpingoecidae.
AUUUAUGCUGUCGUACACGACAAGUGCGAUGAGCGACGUUUUUGUGGUGCUGCUGGCGGGGUGGGAUGACGAUGGUGCAGUGGCAGUGCACGCGUCAGAGUAUGCAGGGUGCCGCAUGGUGAACGUGCCCGGUUUGCUGCAGGCUGGUGUGCUACGCAGCGAUGGUGUGGGUGCCAUCGCGAGAAUGGUGCGAGAUGAGGUGCAUAAGGCAGUCAGAAGCAGCUCCAAGCAUCCCUGCAAGGGUGUUCUGCUGUACGAUCCCGCACUGGGAGGUGCCAAGGUGCGUCGCGCCUUCACCAGCGCCAUUCAGAAGCAGUUGGCGGGCCAGCCGAUCCACCCCACCUUCAUCCACCACUCCUUGAACACGCCAGGCGCUGAGGAGCAGUGCUUGUGGAAGAGCAUUUGGAGACACGGGAACGCCAUCUUGCUCGCGCUGUCACACAACCCGAAGGUGACAUCGGUUCCUUUCGACUACUUGAAGGCGCUUCGGCGCUUUAUUCGCUUGCAGGCGGAGAGUGAAGAUGGACGCUCCGACGACGGCUGCGCAGAGCACCGAACAACCGACAUGCGAUUGUUUCUUCCAACAGUGUUUCAGAACUAUGCUGCUGGCCCAGCGCUGUUUCUGGACUGGGAUUCCAUCACCGAAUACACGCCACAGGGCGACAUGCGACUCAAGCAGAACCUGAAUCAAGUGAUUCGGAAGUGGCUGCUGCGGGCAAGGAACGGACGCGUGUGCAUUGUCGGGCCGAAUGACGGCGCGUGGAAUCCGGCUGUGAGCGAUUCGUGGGAGCGGCACUCGCAGGACGUGCGCGACACAAUUGCGAGUCUCGUCAGUACCAUGCAGCAGUGUGUCCUCUUCUUUGUCUUCUGCAGACCAAACUCCGAGCUGGCAGACUGCUCGUUUUCAGCGUGCGCGGUGCUGUUUGCCUGCAUGCACCAAAUCGACCUGGACCACUCUGCAACACUCUUCCUCACAGACAAGCAGGCGCCCAACGUUGGCUUGCCGUGCCCGACAGCAAAAGUUUCUGCGUGUGUUGCCUCACCGCAGGUCAUCACGAGCGUGCGCAUCCACAACCCAACGCGCGUGUGCUCCCGCUUUGUGCACACGCGCAAGCACAUUGCAGUUGACACACACCCACAGGGCAGCGACAAUGAUGACGACGAUGAUGAUGGCUUUGUCGAUGGCAGUGUGUAUGGUGGCAGCAGACACCACGGCAACAACCAGCACCAGCAGUCACUGCACGCCAGAAACGUGAUUGACAUGCAAACAUCCCAGCACCCCCAGAUGGCGACGCGCAAGCGGCAAGCGGUGGUCAACGCGAAACCGUUUCUGAUUGGAUACGCCGCCUCCUCCACGUCAGGCCUGCAGCUGCUGGACGCCAAGUGUCGUGAUGCAAUACCACACGCCCGUUACGCAACCGCCGCAGAGGCAGGGCACCGCAUGCACACGCGCGGCAGCGUGGGCGGCGGCAGCAGCAGCGUGGAUGCCACUUUGAGCAGUAGUGACGGUGCUCGUGACGGCGGUGGUGGUGGUAGCGGCGUUGGGGAGCAUGUAUUGCGCUCGCCGUCCGCAGUCGCGCACACGGCAUCACGGGUCUCAAGCCAUGGCAAUACCGGCAAUGGCGGCAAUGGAAGGAUGAACAGGCGAAGACACGACGUUGACGAUGGCGAUGAUGAUGAUGACGAGGAUGACGAGGAUGACGAUGAUGUGUAUGAUGAUGGCGGAUUUGCUGAUCGUCGCGAUAUGGCAAUUAACAGAAGCAGUAGAAGAGGAGCAACAAGAACAGUAACAACAAGAACAACAACAACAACGACGGCAGCAACAAGAGCAGUUGCGUCAACAACUAAAGCAGGAACAGGCUCAUCGUCAUCAUCGUCGUCAUCCAGACCGGGAGCGCGGGCGGCACCAACAUCAUCUCCGCAUCGCAGGCGUCUUCCAAUGUCGCUGCUGGACACAAAGCCCAGGACUUCGCGAGCAAUGCGGGGUGAUGGCGAUGAUGGUGGUGAUGGUGGCGGUGACCGGAGGAAGGGCAAGCGUGAGAGUGGUCGUGGCACGGGUGGAGGCAGGGGGCGGGGCAAGAAGGCGAAGAAGACGGAGAAAGGAGCAGGGUAUCGCUUGACGCCCGCAACGCUGACAGAUAUUGCGUCGCGGAUUGUCGGGCAUUCCCUCGACCUGAGCGCACCUGCACUUGCACAGAUGGUGGUGGACGACACCGCCGACAACGAUGACAACGCCGACGACGCCGACGAUGACAGCACACGUGCAGGGGUGGCGAGCGUUGCUCAAGGAGACGGUGGUGACGAUGGACAGGAAGAAGGGGUGGGAGAGCACGUUGUUGCAGGGAGCAGAACGACACGCAGCCGAGCGUCAGGGGCACAGGCACCACGAAGGAGUACGCCAACACACGCACCAGCGCAAGCAUCGGCAGCAACAGCAGCAAGACCAGCGCUGCGAUCUGCAACCACAACUCGAGAAACAAGAGGAAGAACAACAAUGCGCGCACGAGCAACAGCGCGACCAGCACCGCCACGAGCAAGGGGCGUACCGAGCGGCGCCGAUGAAGAGGAUGAAGCGGAUGAAGAGGUUGAGGACGAAGCGGAUGAAGAGGUUGAGGCGCUGCAGGAAGUGCCGGAGACGCCGUUUGCCUCACAGGAGCAGACAGACACCGACCACCACCACCACCACCACCACCACCAUGAUGACGAUGGUGGUGACGACGACGAUGGUGAUGAUUGGGGUAACGUGGGUGCUGGUGAUUUGGGAACACGCAGCGGGCAGGAGGAGAGGCGCACAUACGCGCGUGCCAGAGAUCAUGAGAGCGGUGGCAGCGGGAGGAAGCCAACCGACAAGCCAGCGGCAGCAAUACAAGCAACGGUUCACACGCGUGCAGGGGAGGCGUCGAAGAAAGAGGACGGUGAUGAUCGUGACUUGGACCUGCUCGCAAUGAUGUUGGAGUGACUCUGUGUGUGUACGUGUGUGCGUGUGUGUGUGCGUGCGUGCGUGUGUGUGUGUGUGUGUAUGUGUGC